Molecule: messenger RNA, 3014 nt
Organism: Rhinichthys klamathensis goyatoka
Lineage: Eukaryota; Metazoa; Chordata; Actinopteri; Cypriniformes; Leuciscidae
Gene: apba2a
Product: amyloid beta (A4) precursor protein-binding, family A, member 2a
Exons: 12
Coding region: 194-2986 (930 amino acids)
Biological process (GO): chemical synaptic transmission
Cellular component (GO): cytoplasm; dendritic spine; plasma membrane
Molecular function (GO): protein binding; amyloid-beta binding
Source: RefSeq, a predicted model, not a curated record
UCACUGUCCCGGGAUGCUGAGGGUGUGUGUGUGUGUAUAAGCUACAUCCACGUUCCUCAGCAUCUGUGGUUCAUGAAAGACAUGUCCUAACAUUUGGUCUGUAAAUGUCUGAUCAAAACAACGACAGAUAUUCAUUUGGUUGAGCGACGCCAAACUGGCUUCGGGCUGACAGAAUCCCUCUUCUGUGGGUCUGAUGAAGCUAGUCAUGGCUCUCAUGAGAAGACCAGGGACCAGAGCCAUUGUUUCGGAGCUCAAUCCUUCAGCCUCUUGCACUGCACCUGAGGGAAGUGAAAAGCUCAAUGGAGAUGGAGUUGAUCCAAUUCCUGAGCAACUUCAGGACGACAAGCUGGACAUCCAACCAUCCUCGCCUACUCCAGCUAGGUCCUUUCUGAGUGAUGGGUCUGGGGACGACUCCAUCCUAGCCGAAAGCCCCCUUCCGCCAGAUAGCAUGGAAGAAGACUCGCUGUCCGAAUAUGAUAAUGUAGGAUCUGGGGAAGAAGAGGAGGAGCGUGAUUAUGAGGAAGAUGAGGAACUGCAGACUGAAGCAGAUAGGAUGACCUACUAUGUCCACUGUUGUCCAGAGGAUGAAAGCUACAUGGAAGGAAUGGACUGCCAUGAAGGUGCAGAUGGUGCCGAGUGUCCAGGCACAUCUCGGGACGUCAGGGAUAGCUGUACACCAGAGGUGGCUUGGAAACACUCAGAAAACCUUUCCAAGGUACCACAGAAAGAUGCACCAAAGAUGGUCUACAAACGACCAGAGCCCAUCACAGAGACGACCUUCGUACAAGCCCCCAUGGCUGAGGAUGAGGAGGAUGAAGAAGAGACUGAGGAAGAAGUGGAAGAGGACAGUGAAGAAGAGGACAAUGAUUUUUUUCACUAUGUAGGGAACAAAGUGGAGUUGAACAACAAUGAGGUCCCACAUAAAGGCGGUUGUUCUGAAGUCUUUCUCAGAGACAACAGAAGUCGUCCCCAAGAAUCUAGUCACGAUAAAUUGUGGCAAGAAAGUGAUUCAGUAAGUAACUAUAGAAGGAACCAAGACAUUUCCAAACACCCAAGGGAUAUCCCUCCAGGGUCAAGUUGUGCUCCUAGGAAUCGAAUGGAAAGCGUUCAGGAAGAGUGUGCUAGUGGCUGUCCAAAAGAUUGUGAUGUCCCAGUGGUCAGAGAAUGUAGAGGAGACACUAGACAAAGUUUCAGAUUUAGAGGGCAUAAUUCGGAGAGAGUACACAACAGAGACAUUGCUUACCAGGACAGUAGCGGGGUCAACAAUAAAGCAAAAUUUGCAGAUCCAGAGGACAGAGGUGCUUGGAAAAAAAGACAUUUGCUAAAAUACUCUAGAGAGGACAACAGGGACGGAGAUGGGAAACAUUCACACGAGCAAAGUAAAAGUCCUAGAGACAGCAAAAACAGAGGACAUGACCAUCCCGUUUGUAAUCACAAACCAAAGGGUGAAAAAGAGACAAGGAGCUAUGGUGAUGUUGAGGAAGACCAGAUUGUGAUUGGAGUUAAGACCAAACUUAAAAUUGCUCCAAAUAACUCAUGGAGGAACAAAGAUCAGACACCUGAUCAGACAAAUAAUGGGAAAGGGGCUCCUGACAGUUCCAGGGCCUCUUCAACAUCAUCAGGCAGGAGAAACAGCCAAUCCAGAGCCCAUGUUAAUACGCCUGUACAGUCCCCAGACAAAUGGCUGCAUAAAGACUUGGCCAAACCUGUUCAAAAGGAGAAGACAAGGCCUAGUCAAGAACAGGUUCCUCAAAGUAGUCCAGUGCACAGUAGUACAGAGCUACCAUCCGGACAGAAGAGACCGCAGAUCCAGAGAAAUCCCUCUUUUCCAAGCUUUGUGGAUAUCCCUGGUCCAUGUGAGCCAGAAGAUCUCAUCAAUGGAAUAAUCUUUGCUGCAAACUACCUCGGCUCUACCCAGCUGCUGUCCGAAAGAAACCCGUCUAAAAGCGUGCGCAUGAAGCAAGCGCAGGAGGCUGUGGACUUUGUUAAGUCUGUAGAAGGUGAAGCUCAGAGCUUGACUGAGAUUGACUUGUUCAUCUCAACCAAGGCCAUCAAGGUGCUCAAUGCUGACACACAGGAGACGAUGAUGGACAACGCGCUCCGCACCAUCUCAUACAUCGCAGACAUCGGUAGCGUGGUGGUUCUGAUGGCCCGCCGCCGUCUGUCGAACUCCUCCUCACUCGACUGCACAGAAUCAGACCUCAGCACAGAGAGUCAGAAGCAGUACCGCAUGAUGUGCUACGUCUUUGAGUCAGAGGAUGCCCAGCUCAUCGCACAGUCCAUCGGUCAGGCGUUCAGCAUGGCCUACCAGGAGUUCCUCCAAGCCAAUGGGAUCAAUCCCAAGGACCUCAGCCAGAAAGACUACAGUGACAUAUUGAACACACAGGAGAUGUAUAAUGACGACCUCAUCCAUUUCUCCAAUUCUGAAAACCUUAAAGAGCUUCAGCUAGAGAAGCAGAAGGGGGAGAUACUGGGUAUGGUGAUCGUGGAGUCGGGCUGGGGCUCAAUCCUCCCCACCGUCAUCCUGGCCUGCAUGCUGAACAACAGCCCUGCCGCCCGCUCCGGCAAACUCAAUGUGGGCGAUCAGAUCAUGGCCGUCAACGACACCAGUCUGGUGGGCCUGCCUCUCGCCACCUGUCAGGGCAUCAUCAAGGGCUUGAAGAAUCACGUUCAGGUGAAACUGAGUGUAGUGAGUUGCCCACCUGUUACUACUGUCCUCAUCAAGAGACCAGACCUGCAAUACCAGCUCGGUUUCAGCGUUCAGAACGGAAUAAUCUGUAGUCUGAUGCGUGGAGGUAUUGCGGAGAGGGGAGGGGUGCGUGUCGGACACAGAAUAAUCGAGAUAAAUGGACAGAGUGUGGUGGCGAUGGCGCAUGAGAAAAUCGUCCACGCCCUUUCAGUGUCCGUUGGAGAGAUUAACAUGAAAACUAUGCCGGCCGUCAUGUUCAGAUUGUUAACUGGUCAAGAGACUCCGGUGUACAUAUAAGGAAUCCUAAACCUGGGACCUUUUCCGG